Molecule: messenger RNA, 1419 nt
Organism: Acanthocheilonema viteae
Lineage: Eukaryota; Metazoa; Nematoda; Chromadorea; Rhabditida; Onchocercidae
Source: the annotation of a GenBank genome assembly
AUGGAACAAUUUGAGGAUGUUAAUGAACGUGAACAGCGUUUUCACCAGUUCAUCCGUCAACAUAUCAUUUGUAUGUUAUUGUUUAUAUGCUUAUACCUUAUUUCGUAUUCAAUCAUUCGCCUAUUGAAAGAGCGAAGCGAUAAUGAUGAAUUGUACGCCGGUGGCGAGGAUUUUUUUGUUUUUCGUGUUUCUUUAUGGAUGUGUACAUGGUCUUUAGCAGUAUCGAUGGGAGCUGCUACACUGCUGCCGUUUUCAGUGAUUGGAUCUGAAAUAAUACAGGCCUAUCCAGGGAGUUACUAUUUCCAAUGGUUGAAUUGGCCUCUGAUUCAUUCACUUUGGAAUUAUAUUUUUGCUUUAAGCAACCUGUCGUUGUUUAUACUUCUUCCGUUUGCUUAUUUUUUCAUUGAAUCUCAAGGAUUUAAAGGUCAUGGAAAGGGCAUAAUGACUCGAGUAUAUGAAACGGUUGCCGUCUGCAUACUUCUUAUUAUCGUUUUAAUAUGCUUGGCUGACGUAAUAUACUCUCUCUUUCUCACAGAGAGUGCUUCAAUUUCAUUAUCCAUACUCAGUUUCACAUCUGUUAAUUUGCCAUUUCUAUAUUCAUGUGUAUCCUUAUUUGGAGUGCUGACGUUGCUGAUCACAGCUCCCAUAGGAUUAGCAAGGAUGUUCUCGGUAGUAUCAAAUCAUUUGCUUGCAACAGACUAUAAUAAAAUCAUCGAUCCGUUAGAGGAAACGGUUUUUCGAUUAGAAUACCAAACUCUUAAAAGACGAUUGCGACGAAACAAUCAGGGGGAUGUAUCACUUCCAGACCCAUUUCUGCCACAGAAGCCGCUUCGUGGUUAUCAGGUUGUGUUGCAAACGGUGAAGUAUGUGUCUGCGAUCGUUGUCUUGCUCCUCUUAACUACAGUCACUGUGCUUAUGGUAUUGAUCAAUACGCUGCAAUUGCUAUUCGGGUUUCGGGCAUUACCCGUAUACGCGCAAUACAUGGAAGUAAAUUCACGUCAUACAUUAGGCAUUUUUGGAGCUAUCGUUGAAGUUAUCAUAAUUUGGUAUAUAAUGGUUGCUGCAAUGAUUGGAGUUUAUUCAGUGCCACUGUUACGGCGAAUUCGACCUGAGUUACAUAAGACAUCGAUGACACGUGUGAUUGCAAAUUGCACAACUGUUUUAGUACUUAGUUCUGCACUUCCGGUUCUUGCACGAACCCUUGGAAUCACGACAUUCGAUUUGGUAGGAGCGUACGGCAGUUUUAUGUGGUUAUCCAAUUUUACACUGGUUUGGACAUAUAACGUUGCAUUUGCCUUUGCGACAGUUUCUUGUUUGUUGAAUCAUUUUACUACGCCAGUUAGAAGGGAAAUGAUCCAGAGGAUUCGUGAUCUGUCUUAUCGGAUAAAGGCAAUUGAAACUAUUGAAAAAAUGGAUUAA